AUGUCAAAUCUUUUAGACCCUGAUGAAUAUUUUGAAAACGAUGAUAUGGAAGAAGAUUUAAAAGAUUUUACCAUUGUUACAAAAGCUACUCCCUUUACUAUUACUAAUAAUAUCAAAGAAGUUUCAAUUUAUCGCGUCAAUUUAACGCGUUCAGUAAUCGUUUACUUUGCGAUAUCAGACGCAGCUGCCACAGCUUUACACGUGACUAUUCCUGAUCUUAAAAUCGACACUUUCUGUGAUUUCUUUCAAUACAAAGCUGAUAUGCAAUUCAACGAAAAAACUAUUCAUGUUACUGAUAUUCCUUUACAAAUGAAGCCUGCUAAAUCAAACAAGUUUUUGCCAAAUAUGAAACUAUUACUGAUAUUAAAAUGA
Funneliformis geosporum is the source of this 372-nucleotide messenger RNA. The record is from the annotation of a GenBank genome assembly. Lineage: Eukaryota; Fungi; Glomeromycota; Glomeromycetes; Glomerales; Glomeraceae.